AUGGAUCCCAUUCUCGAUGGCCUCAAUACUGCCCAGCGGGAAGCGGUUACCUCGUCCGCACCAAUCUUGCAGGUCCUCGCACCACCGGGCUCCGGCAAGACCAAGACGCUGACAGCACGCGUCGCGUAUCUACUUUCCCACCACGGAUACCUACCCCAAGAUGUCAUCUGUUGCACUUUUACCAUCAAGGCGAGCCGUGAGAUGCGUGAGCGUCUGGCCAAGCUUAUCGGUGAGCGCUUGGAAAGUCGGCUAAUUCUGGGUACCUUCCAUUCUAUUUGUCGGAGGUAUCUGGUCAAGUAUGGCUAUUUGAUUGGUCUGAGGAAGGGGUUUGGUAUUGCAGAUUCGGAUGACAGUCGCGCUAUCUUACGGAGAAUCAUCAAACGCUUGAAUGCUACUAUUGAAGUGAAGACUGCCCAAGGGAAGAUCUCCCGCCACAAGGCUCACGGGCUCUCCCCGGAUGCCUUGGCUGAACGUGUGAAAGCAGAGGAAAUGGAGCUGGUUGAUAUCUACCGCGCAUAUCAGUCGGCGCUGGCGGAUUCAAAUCUCCUGGACUAUGAUGACCUGCUAGUUCGCUGUGGAGAUCUUCUUAGGGAGCACCCUGAAUGCGUGUCAAACGUGCAGACUGUCUUGGUCGAUGAGUUCCAAGAUACCAAUAUCAUUCAAUAUGACUUGAUGAACCUAUUUGCGGCGCAAAACCGACGUAUCACGAUCGUCGGCGACCCCGACCAAAGCAUCUACGGGUUUCGGUCAGCGGAGAUCCAGAACCUCAGACGCAUGCAGCGGCGAUACUCAAAUACGUCGAUCGUAUUGCUCGAGUCCAAUUAUCGUUCGUCGGCAUCCAUCUUGAAGUCUGCCCAGGGUGUGAUCGAGCAGGAUACGAUGCGGCCGGCGAAGACGCUGCAGGCGACCCACUCUUUUGGAACUUUGCCUGUGCUCAGAAAACUGCCGACAGCCAAUGCAGAGGCCCACUGGAUGGUGCUUGAGAUCAAAAGAGCCGUUGCGAUGACAGGUGGUCUUGUGCGAAUGUCUGAUAUCGCGAUCCUGCUCAGAUCAACCUCGUUGUCAACACGGAUUGAAACUGCAUUCGGGCGAGCCGGUAUCCCUUAUAAGAUGGUCGGAGGCCGAAAGUUCUUUGACCGGACGGAGGUCAAGACCUUGGUCAACUAUCUCAGGGUGGUGAGCCAUACAGGGCAUGCAGAUGCACUGCUUGGGAUCAUCAACGUUCCACCUCGUCGAAUCGGCGACGAGACUAUAAGGCAGUUGACCGGCGGUGCAGACAAGGCUCAAGUUCCGCUAUGGAAUUUUAUUAAAGACGUGAUUCAAGGUCGCCGGUCGACGGAGAAGAAGUUGCAAAAAGCAGCAGAGCAAGGUCUCUGUUCCCUGGUGAAGCUGAUUGACGCUGCCAAACAAAAAUUACAGGACUGUCCAGACGCAUCCGCACCAUGCGUGCUCCUUGAGCACAUCACAGAAAGUCUGUCCUUCCAGGAAUAUCUCAUCAAAACCUACCCGUUAGACGAAGACAGUCGCUGGGCGAAUGUCAAGGAAUUGAUGGGCCAAGCCAAUGAUGCCGCCGCCUCCGCUGGGGACGUGGCCCAGGAGGAGGACCUCCCUGAAAUUGAAGGUGUUGAGCAACAACAAUCGCAUCCCGGUGAAGAGGCCCUCUCCAAAUUCUUGGCCAACGUUGCUCUGGCCACAGAGGCCACCAAAGAAGGCGAUAUGGAGACGGAGAAGGUCACAAUUUCCACGAUACACGCAGCCAAGGGUCUCGAGUGGCCCGUCGUCUUCAUUCCAGCUGUAUACAACGGGAGUAUCCCACACUCAAGGGCCGAGGUAAUCGACGAAGAGAGACGGCUGCUCUAUGUCGCCAUGACCCGAGCGCAAGCUCUGCUAUACCUGAGCCUCCCUCUACGGCAACCCCGACUCGGCGAGGGAGAAGAUGGAUCGACCAGUUUGACGCCAUUUCUGACACCCAAAUUGGUCAAAGAUCGUUUUCGUCCGAAGGGGCCCCAAUUGCACGAGAAGGUCGUAUAUGCGAUUGCUGAUAUACUGCGACGGCCACGUCCCACUCCCGACGAUAUGUACAAGGAACUCAAUUCACUCCCAUCCACUCUGGACGAUCGAUGGACGUCCGAGGGUGAGGAGAGAAAGGACGCGGAUGGGCAAUGGAAGGACGCGAUGGGCCCCAACGACGAGGCCAAAUCGAACCCUAAACGGCGACGGCUUGAUUCCAACCAGCCAACUUCUACGACCUACAUGUCAGCGAGCAGCCUGAUGAACAACUCGUCCAACUUCCAAGUCUCUACAACGCUCUCAACGGGGUUCCUGUCCGCUCGGGAUUACGCGGCCACCUCAGCAGCAAGUCAGGAACCAGUCACUAAAUCUACACCAAAUGCUGUCCCCGAACAACCCAUAACCAAGAAGGCAUCCAGCACCGCCAGCCGCAAGGACGGGCUGACCCAAGCCAGCAUCUCAAACUUCUUUGGCGGACCGGGAUCUUUCCAGAAACGUGAACCCAUCCCAGCCAGCCGACCGUCUAUUCAAUAUCCUCAAAGCAGUUAUCAGACAGCCCAGACGACACGUCCGGGACCAGCAUUUGUUCCGCCGGCGCUGACCUCGCACCGUCUCCAGCCACGGCCCCUUCAGCCAAGCCGGCCAGCCCUAGAACCCGCGCAGCCGAGCAACUAUACGUGGAUGGCGGCUCCGUCCCGCCCAGCCGUGAAACCCGCGAGGAUGCUGACGCAGCCUCCAAAUGGAAACAGUGCAGUGGAGGCAGAGACCAAGUCAGAAGAGGCGAAACAGGAGAGCUCCACCGGCAUCCAGUCCGUAACGUUUAACACGACGACAAUGGCGAGUUUACAACAGCAGGGCGGGCCAGGGCGUCGGACGCUGGGGAUUCGGCGGAGUAUGAAUGGAUGGGAGGAGCGGAUGAAGCGGGAGGGUGGUGGCCAAGUGCGGUAG
Messenger RNA from Penicillium cinerascens, 2958 nucleotides. RefSeq names its product ATP-dependent helicase. Gene Ontology annotation, biological process: recombinational repair. Gene Ontology annotation, molecular function: DNA binding; 3'-5' DNA helicase activity; ATP binding. The record is from RefSeq and is a predicted model, not a curated record. Gene Ontology annotation, cellular component: nucleus. The transcript has 2 exons. Bases 1 to 2958 code for a protein of 985 amino acids. NCBI's taxonomy places the organism in Eukaryota, Fungi, Ascomycota, Eurotiomycetes, Eurotiales, Aspergillaceae.